ACUCCCGAUUCCUUUUGGUUCUAAGUCCAAAAUGGCAACUCUCAAAGAUCAGCUGAUUCAGAAUCUUCUUAAGGAAGAACAUGUCCCCCAAAAUAAGAUUACAGUUGUUGGGGUUGGUGCUGUUGGCAUGGCUUGUGCCAUCAGUAUCUUAAUGAAGGACUUGGCAGAUGAACUUGCUCUUGUUGAUGUCAUGGAAGACAAACUGAAGGGAGAGAUGAUGGAUCUCCAGCAUGGAAGCCUUUUCCUUAGAACACCAAAAAUUUUGCUUGUUGUUUCCAAUCCAGUGGAUAUCUUGACCUAUGUGGCUUAGAAGAUAAGUGGCUUUCCCAAAAACUGUGUUAUUGGAAGUGGUUGCAAUCUGGAUUCAGCCGUGUUCCGUUACCUAAUGGGGGAAAGGCUGGGAGUUCACCCGUUAAGCUGUCACGGGUGGAUCCUCAGAGAGCGUGGAGACUCCAGUGUGCCUGUAUGGAGUGGAGUAAACAUUGCUGGUGUCUCUCUGAAGAAUCUGCACCCUGACUUAGGCACUGAUGCAGAUAAGGAACAGUGGAAAGAGGUUCACAAACAGGUGGUUGACAGUGCCUAUGAGGUGAUCAAACUGAAAGGCUACACUUCCCGGGCCAUUGGACUGUCUGUGGCAGAUUUGGCAGAAAGUAUAAUGAAGACUCUUAGGCGGGUGCACCCAAUUUCCACUAUGAUUAAGGGUCUCUAUGGAAUAAAAGAUGAUGUCUUCCUUAGUGUUCCUUGCAUCUUGGGACAGAAUGGAAUUUCAGAUGUUGUGAAGGUGACUCUAACUCCUGAGGAGGAGGCCCGUUUGAAGAAGAGUGCAGAUACACUCUGGGGGAUCCAAAAGGAACUGCAGUUUUAAAGUUUUCUAAUGUACCACUUCACUGUCUAGAAUACGACAGGGUUUUAGUUGGAGGUUGUGUACAUUGUCCUUAUUAUCUGAUCUGUUACUUAAAUAAUAUAAAAAUGGCCUAAUGAAAAAACAUUGGUUUCCUAAAGUUCUAAAUAGGAAUGGUUCAGCAAACCCUGCAGCUAUACCCUAAUGCUGGAUGAUACCUGCCUUUGUAGUCCUAAA
Enhydra lutris kenyoni (northern sea otter) is the source of this 1078-nucleotide messenger RNA. Its product is annotated as L-lactate dehydrogenase A chain-like. Lineage: Eukaryota; Metazoa; Chordata; Mammalia; Carnivora; Mustelidae. Gene Ontology annotation, molecular function: oxidoreductase activity, acting on the CH-OH group of donors, NAD or NADP as acceptor. Gene Ontology annotation, biological process: carboxylic acid metabolic process. The record is from RefSeq and is a predicted model, not a curated record. The transcript has 2 exons.